Messenger RNA from Ostrinia nubilalis (European corn borer), 1342 nucleotides. Its product is annotated as ubiquitin-conjugating enzyme E2 T-like. The transcript is spliced from 2 exons. The record is from RefSeq and is a predicted model, not a curated record. Bases 114 to 602 code for a protein of 162 amino acids. Lineage: Eukaryota; Metazoa; Arthropoda; Insecta; Lepidoptera; Crambidae.
CAGCACUACACUACAACUGUCAAAACUGCAUUGUUGUGUUUACUUCUCAAACUGAAGCCGUGGUAUUUUCUCUCCAAAAUCGAGGUUUUUAUAAAGUUAUAACAAAAGUAAUCAUGAUAGCAGGAGCGCGGAUGGCCCGCUUAGCUCGUGAAGUGAAGAACUUUGAAACUAAGCCGCCGUGGGGCAUAUCUUGCCAUCCAGAGAAGCCAGACAGCUAUGACGUGCUUACAGUCACUUUGCUCGGUCCUAAAGGGUCUCCGUACGAGAAAGGAAGGUUUAAACUGACCAUUACCAUCCCUGAAAGGUAUCCCUUCGAGCCGCCACUGUUAAAAUUCAAUACACCAGUUUACCAUCCGAAUAUUGAUAAAGGUGGCCGUAUUUGCAUGGACAUGCUCAAAAUGCCUCCGAAAGGCGGCUGGCUCCCGACAAUCACUUUGGAGACGCUCCUGGUGUCUCUGCAGACGUUGCUUGCGAAUCCCAACCCCGACGAUCCAUUGAUGAUGGACGUAGCCAACGAGUACAAGUAUGACAUUGAGACGUUUUUGGAGAACGCUAAAAAGCAUACUGAGAAGCAUGCAGUAGGCACUGUUAAGUUUAAUUAAGAAAUUGUUGUUGUGGAAGAUAAAAUAUCAUCUCAGGAAGUUUUUCAUUACAUGUAAUGCAUCAUCUGACAGAAAGUUCGUAAUCGGAAAUGACUCACAAUACACGUAAAAACAGAUUCAAGUUUGUGUUAAUUACUCCUAUUAAUGAUUACACUAGUUUUGUAUUACAUUUCAUAAUCAAAAAUCAAAAUCAUUUAUUCAGUUUAGACCACAAGUGGCACUUAUGAACGUCAAAAAAUAAAAAAUAUAAAAGGUAGCCCUUAUAGGGCACUUUAUAUGUCUCCUUAUCUUUUGGGCCCUACCAGCACUUCGAGACUAACAUAUGGCAAGUGCUGAGAAGAAACGUAAUAAUUAUGUAUGUACAAAGUAGUUAACUUGGUCCCAAUAGUAAAGAUAAAUAAUUUACUUAGUUUAUCAUAAAACUUUAAACAAAACCCAUAACAUUGUUUGUUUUAGCUGAUAAAUGAUUAACUUUCUGUCAAAUGAUUAUUAUUCCAUUUGCAUAGUUAUAAAAAGAGAAGAAUCUAUAAAAUGUAUCUAUGUUUAGCAAAACAAGCAAAUAUCUAAAAUUAUAUUAGGUAAGUUUGAAGUGUUUUUUUGAAAUUCUGAGAGAUGAUUUUAUUGUUAAGAAUAAAAUGUGAUCAAUAAGUUGAAAUUAUAAAAGUAUGUAAGAAAAAGAAGUUGUUUGUAAGCAUAUUUGUAUUUUUAUAAGUUAAGACAAUAAUAAUGGUAACAAGUUA